This is a messenger RNA of Xylaria bambusicola, 1824 nucleotides long. RefSeq lists its product as uncharacterized. The record is from RefSeq and is a predicted model, not a curated record. Gene Ontology annotation, biological process: nuclear envelope organization; lipid homeostasis. NCBI's taxonomy places the organism in Eukaryota, Fungi, Ascomycota, Sordariomycetes, Xylariales, Xylariaceae. Bases 244 to 1659 code for a protein of 471 amino acids. The transcript is spliced from 3 exons. Gene Ontology annotation, cellular component: nuclear membrane; nuclear envelope.
AGAGGAGCUUCCAGAUAACCAUCACAACACAUUGUACCUACAGCUCACAUACGCCAUACCUUACGAUAGCUUCCGCUACUGCACAACUACACUCGUUAAUUCUAGAGGAAUCCUUUCUCCAUUUCCUUCCAUCUCUCGCUCCCCCUACAUACCACUAUAGUAACGGCCAGGUGGCCUAGCGCCGACCCCUCUGGCUACCAGUCGGAUUCACUGUCAUCUAGAAGCUAGAAUCUAGAAUUGAUCAUGGAUAGGCGGACUUAUGAAUCUCCCAUGGACUGGGAAUAUCAAAACACGGCUCCCAUGGAUCCUUCCAGUCCCUUUGCUCAAUCCACAAGACCCGCGCCAGAACGAAACCCCUUUGGCGGCUCUUCGAGCUUUGCCGCAUAUAGCCAGAGCGGAUUCGGCCGCGCGCCUAUGACUCCCUCGAAGCCACUCCCUCCUACCCCCAACCAUCAACAAUCGCCCUCGAUAUUCGCCAGUGCGAGGUCACAGGCGCAGAGAUCAACCACAGCGUCAUCCUUCCGCAACCCCGCCUUCACCACACCACGCAAACCUUUCGAUCCAGAUGCGCUAUCUGAGAUAUCCGCGAGUCCAGCUGCUACUGACGGCGGUUCCGAUUUCCCAGAGACACCAGAUCACGACCAGUCCAUCGACAUGGCCCAAAUGACCCUCACACCGGCAUCUGUCAGUAAGCACAGGUCCUUUUCUCCCAAGAAGGCGAGUGGCAGAGGUGAAAUAGCCAAACCUAUGUUCCCAACCCGCGACAAGGUCCGCAAGCGCAAGCGGUACAACGGCGACAAGGAUAUAAGCGGAUAUCGGCUGCCCUACAAACAGGCGGAUGAAGGCGACUCAGACUAUGAAUCUGACGACAGCACAUUCCAACCGAACAAGCCGCAGCAUAAUCAGAAGAGGCCGAAGAGCGGAUGGUUUGGGAACUUUCUCUCCGCCCUCCAGCAGAAUCCAACCGCGCCAAGAGUCCUCGGUCUAUGGCUCAACUUUGGCUUCAGUCUUUUCUGCAUGUCCGGGACCGUAUGGAUUAUAUGGGCUAUCGUAUCCGGUCUGCGCGCAGAUUUCACUAGCGCCCGUGCCGUCGUUCGCGAUAGCAUCGUCAAUGAAAUGAGUAUAUGCCAAACCCACUACCAAGAAAAUAAAUGUUUCCCCGUGGAGGCUCGGUUGCCGGGAUUGCGCAAAGCAUGCGAUGAGUGGGAGGCGUGCAUGAAUCAAGAUCCAUCCCGUGUCAAGAACGUCCAGCUGGGUGCCAAGAGCAUCGUCGAGGUUAUCAAUGAGAUUGUCGACACCAUGUCAUACAAGACGAUCAUUCUAUUACUAUUCUUGUUCGCGAUAUUCGUCUUCAGCGGGCGAUCGCUCUACAAAACAGCACACGACUUCCCGGAUUUCGCAGCAUCUGCGCCGCCAACCUACGGCCAACCACCACCAGCGCUACAGCAGGUGCACUGGCAGGCGCUAGAGCCACAAACUCCUUCGCGUCGUACGUGGCGCCACUUACCGUCGAACGAGGAGACGCCCGAGACAGAUGGAUCGCCUCCUAGGUUCAAAAAGCUCACAGCGCCUGAGACGCCUUAUGGAUCUCGGAGCCCUACGAAGACGGAAAGGGGGAGGAGUCCGGCUAAAAGUAUGAGUCCGACGAAACGGCGCUGAUGAGAAAUGAAAUUGAGAAUGCAUAAAUGGUGGUGGAAAAGGUGUAUAAUUAAGUAGGCAUACUCAGGCACUUAAGGCCAAAAUGGGAACGGGCGUCGGGAUGGGAUGGGAUGGGAUGGGUAUUGGGUAUUUUGGUGCGGUGUGAGAUGAGAUUAAAGGCGAGCA